AGUUGACAUGUCGCCAUGACAACAGGAUAUCGUUGAAGCCCCUGCCGUAAACAAACCGAAAACUGCUCAAUAAUGCUAAAUAGAGGCGAUGUUGAGAUUUUUUUUAGCUAAAGUCUGACGUCUACAGUUUAGUCUCUUUAAGUUUGUGGUAAAUUUGUGUCAUUCAGAUCAGAGAGAUGGCGGAAAUGUUGUGUCGGUGGCUUAACCAGGAGCUCCAGCUCUCAAAAGUGGUCGGCAUAAACAGUCUUGCUACAGAUUUCUCCAGUGGUUACCUGAUUGGAGAAAUCCUUCAUAAGUAUAAACUGCAAGAGGAUUUCAACAAAUUUCUGGAGAAAAAUACCUCCAUCUCUAAAGUGAACAACUUCAUCCGCCUCGAGCCAAGUCUGAAACUCCUGGGGAUCUCCUUCAACAUGAACACAGCCCAGGACCUGAUGCAGGAGAAGCAGGGUGUUGCUGCUCAACUGCUUUUCCAACUGUAUGACAUUCUUAAAAAAAGGAAGAGCCCAGAAAUGAAUAGAAGCCUGAUGGACGUGGAGCAGCCCAGAGCUGAAACAAAUCUGUCCAGGAGGGAGCACAAGAUCUCCUAUCGGCUUCCUCAGGUGAAGAAACGUGACGCUGACCUGAAGCUGCAGCUCUAUAGUGAUAAAUACCACCGAAUGAAGGACAGGACUGCUGCGAGGCAACGCCUCCAGCUACAAAGCCAACUCAAUGUGCAGGAGGAGAAAAUAAUGAAAAACACUAAGGAGGCCACUGAUGCCCAUGUGCCAAAGCCCCCUUAUCGUGUAUCCCCCCUAACAAUGAAGAGAAGACAACAGCAGAUCCAGGAAGAGGCAAAGAGAGUGCAGACUGAGAUUGCCCAGUUUGAGAAAAACAUGAGAAAAAGUGUCACCUAUGGCUUCCACUCCUCUUUAAGUUCUCGUGGUCAGUCCUUUCCUGCCGAAUCUUCACUUUGCAACAUCAAACAAGGCAGCAAAGUGUCUGAAAGUGGAGCAGGACUGAUAUUACAGCCCAACACCAAAUACAUGCAGGAGAUCCGACAGAGGCUGAAGGAGACGGCUUUGGCGAGUGAGCGCAGACGAAUUAGACAAGACAGAUUCUUGGUGGAACAAUUUAAAGCCCAAGCCGCUCAACAGGAGCUGCAGCGAGACGAGCAGCUGGUGAAGCGUCUGACGCGUCAAACCAAGCAGGAGCAGCGUUUGGUGACUCAGCUUCUCCAGAUCCGAAUGCAGAAAGAAGUGAUUCGAGAGAACCGGCUGUUCGUAGAGCAGCAGUACCAAGAGCGGAGAGAAAAAGACUUUCGGGAAGCUCUGAACAGGGAAGCGGUUUUAGCUCAGCAGGAAAAGGCGGCCCGCGAGGAAGAAAUCCGAAAGGACGUUGAAUGGUGUGCCAGGGUUUCUGCGGAGCGAAGGCAAAGCAAACGAAAGAAACACUUCAAUUACUGCAAGGCCCUUUUGAACCAGAUUGUGGACCUGGCCACCAAAGUUGGAGAUUACCGUCAGCUAACAGAGAACACGAUUCCAGAGCAGACGAUGAGGGAUUGGAAGGAAUUGUUGUUUAAAGGUUUGCCUCUUUAUGAGCCAAGCCAUGGGUUGAGUCUUGAACUCUCUGCUUCAAAAUAUAUUUUGGAUCUUAAAAAGCUACCGCAAGAGGCGCUCAACAACUUGGACUAUGAUGAAUAUGCUAGAAUGAUCGGUGACUGGGCGUGGCCAGAGGACGCAGGCGAGAUCAAAGUGCCAUCAGCUAACAACAUCCUGGAAAAUGUUGUCCGUAAACUUAAAAACAUUGCUUCUUCCUCCACCGUGGAGCCUCCUUCCUCUGAAUGUUCUCCCUUCAUCAUCAAAGCCUGUGUCCUCGGUAACAUUUGUUCAGGCAAGACCAGCUGCUUGGCCAGGAUUGCUGAAGCUCUUAGCAUCUUUGUCUUCUCAUCCUCCACUCUGAUUGAGGAGGCACUGAAGGCUUACCACGACGGAGAGGAAGUGACAGAGCAGAGGAAAGACAAAAAUAAAAAGAGAAGAGCAUCCAUCAGGUUAAGCAAGCACGAUAUUAAUGUUCUAGAAAGUAGAAGCUGUAUCACUAAGCCAUCUCCUCGUGCACUUCUGGGAGCAGCUGUGGAUAAAGAGCUGAAGAGAGGGAAUGCCAUCCCAAAUGAGCUGUUGAUGGAAAUUAUGACACAUGCCAUCCGUCAAGUUCCAGCUCAUUCCGGUUGGAUCCUGGAUGGCUUUCCGUCUGACAUCAACCUAGCUCACUUGCUGGAGAAAGCCCUGGGUGGGAGUGAGGAGGAAGGAAAAGAGGUUGCAAGUGAUCAGACAAAUGUCAUUGCUGAUUGCAAUCCUCCCACACCCCCACCACCCCCUGCUCCGGUUCUGGACGUGGUUCUUAUGCUGAAUAUUCCUGACGAGUGUGCAGUCAGACGCGCGUACAGACAAGCGGAUACUGAAGCUUCUCAGCCUGCAGAAAAAGCAGUAUAUCUGGCUGAGAUUACACACAGGAUUACAGCUUUUAGGGAUGCCUGGCCAGCACUGGAGAAAUGGUACUGCGGAAAGCAAAACAUAUUGGUCAAUGUCGAUGCAGAUGUAGACGAGGACGAGCUUUACAACAAAGUGAAGCUGAUCUUACAACAGGUUAUGGAGAAAAAGCAGAGAGGUGGUCCUUCUCCAAUGGAUGCUCAGCCACAAUCCUCAGACCAAAUCCCACCUGUGAUGGAUAACAAAAGCACACCCAGAGAACUUCUUUCAAGAGCCGAGGUGGAAAAAACCCAAAGUCCAAAAGAUUGGCAGUCAAGGAGUGGAACUCCUACAUCACUGUCUCAAAACAACUCUCCAGUCCCCAUGAGACUUAAGUCUGCCCGUUCAUACAGUCUGGACUACAUGGAUGAGCCUCUUUCUUCAGAAGGUUAUCCUCUCCCUGACCUUCUCCAGGAGAUCGCACCACUUCUGUGGCCACUCUGGGAUUCUGUCUGUAAUUCUUAUGUCAAUAAUAUAAAGAAAGUCAUGCAGCAGCUGCGCUCACAACGCACUGUCAUUCUUCAUGAGCUUUCAAGCAUCAGGGAGGGAUACAAGCACUGCUUGGGACGCUCAAACUUGAAGCAGGAGUUUGUGUGUCAUUGGCAGAAGGACUUCAACAGCAUCCCUGAUGAUCUGAGGGAAGAUGAUGAAAUCCAGCCAGAACUUCAUCGUAGAUUGGAUGAAUUGUGCGAGCGCCUGUGGGACAUUACUGAUAAAUGCAGGGAGCAAGAUGACCAAAGGAAGGCUGCACUUCUAAGUGACGAAUGGCUGGAGGAGCACGCUGCUGUCCUUAUAAACUCACACUCCAUGCUAAUGCAGGUAGAGCUGAACCGCUUUCAUCAAACUCUGUACAUUUUAAGAAUCUACUUCUUGAGCCUUGCACAGAAACAAGUGACUUUUGAACCCCUCUCUGAAAAUACUUAUAUUCCUUUACUGGAAAUCCCUGAAGUCAAAGCUGAGAAUGAAAGUGAGAAUCCAAUGGAUACAAAUGUGAUGCCUAAAGGAGAAGAAAAGAGCAUAAAAGUCGCACUCCCCCAAACACAUCCUGUUUCCCCAAAGGAGGUCUCCAUGACGACCAGCACAGACAAGGAGGCCCAACCGGAGAAACUUCUGGACGAAAAACUCACAUUUAACUACAAAGAAGCACUCAAAGUCAUCGAAACAUUCCCUAUUUCUCUGGAUAUCUGUGAUUUAAAGGAAACGGAUCAGAAGGAAGCUAAAGAGUUGGAAAGAUCACAAGAAAAGGUUGAAAAAGCGUCUUCAAAAGCAAAAAAAACUCUGAAAGGAAAAAGUUCAUCAGAAAAACUAAAAGGUGACAAGCCAGAAAAAAUGGAAUCUCAGAUCAGCCCAGAGAAAACUGAAACCCAGGAAAUUCCAGAGGAGUUUCAAAAAGAAUAUGUUGCUGCUCUGGAUCAUGAAGGUAACAGAGCAAAGAUGCGUCUUGAGCUGGUGAAACAUCACGGUUUGGUGAUGUUGCACUUGCUUCAAAGGAGAGCACACAGGACCUUAACCCAAAUGGAAACUUUGUUACAAGCACGCUAUCUAGCAGAAAUGAAGAGUAUUGAGCAGUUGAAAGAAAUGGCUCACCACCACAUCGCGGCUAAAGCUAAGUUGCAGUAUGAAGUGGUGUUGGACGGCUCUGAUUUCUACCUGAAAGAAAACAGUCAGAUGGCAGCAAGCCUGGCUCCUCCUCCAGAUCCAGAUCUUUUAGACAAACCCUCAGGAUUCAUGCUGUCAAUGGGUGCUCUAGAAUCAAUCCACCACCAGUUAAGCAGCAUUUCUCCAUCAGGCUUCAUCUCCAGCUCUUCAUUGGACAGUUUGCUGAAAGACCUGCUUUCCAUUGACACAGGCAGACACAGUCUUCCAAAGCUGUGGGUGGACAAUCAAACAUGGCUGAGAGAAAUAGUGUCAUUGCUAACAGAGGCGAAUGAUCUGAUAGACUGGCGGCAGUUUCUUCUCUACGCUUCUCUUCCUUGGCCAGUUCCUUCCCUCGCACAGCUGCUGUUUACGUUGCAAAGUUUUAAGGUAGCAGAUGCCAAAGAAACAGGGUUCAUAAACGAGGAACAGUACCUCCAGACAGAGCUGUGGUUAACUUAUGAGGGUGUCCAGAUUUUGUCUGAGGAUCUUUCUGAGCUGCCUCCGCAUGGCCGUGUGGCUAACCUGACCAAGUUCUUCUUUCAGCUGUUUGCAGACGGCUCCAUCUCACCGCCUCAGCUGGAUUAUGUGUCCAUGCUGCAGUAUUUCUCAGCUGACCCCGACCCCAGACAAGGAUUUGUCAGAGGACUCAGUGUUGUGUUGGGACAGCCUCUCAGACAGCCCUCUGUGGACCAUCUCAUUAUGUCUAUGCCAAGUAUAGAGGAAGACACAAAGUUGACCUCUUUAGAAGCUGAUGGAAGCUCUAGCGGUUCAAGCGGCUCUUUUAGGGAUGUAGAGGUUUCCAUUUCUGCUCUGCUGAAGGUCAUCUGCCACAAAGAUGCAAAGAUGACCAACAACACCCCCCUUCAUACGGAGCUCUUAAGUCAGGAGAAGCACAAGGAGCACUUGACACACAUAUAUGUGGAGCUUGGAUACAAACCAGAAGAAUGCAUCCCCUUUUCUGUUCUUUCCAAGCAUCCCUACAUUCAAGUGCUGAUGGAGACCUCCACACAAUACCUGCUUGUUAACAUUUAUGAAAUGCUUUUGGCUCACCAGAACAAAAGGGAGACGAGCAGCUCAACAGUUUUAACGAGCAUCUGAAAAAAGAUGCUGCCGAUGCUCAUCUAUCUUCAUUACAUUUGGAGAAAUGUUGCUACAUAUGGUCAAAAUAUUGAUUUAUUCUAUGUCAUAAAUAUAUAGAAGUUCAUCUCAAAUUUACCAAGCGCAAAAACGUUAUUACAAAUGUUAAGACAUUUGCAUGACAUCAUAGUUCAAAUUAAUCUUUUAGUUACAGUAACUCUCGGUUUUCCUGCUUCUUUCUUCUCCUGUUUUACAACAAAUACAUUCAGACUAGCUUUUCUAAUUUUCUGACUCCCACAGUAAAGCAUCAGAUCACUGAAUAACAGAAAAAUAAAUACAUUUAAUUCAA
This is a messenger RNA of Oryzias latipes (Japanese medaka), 5568 nucleotides long. RefSeq names its product sperm flagellar and cilia associated 2 (gene spef2). Gene Ontology annotation, molecular function: protein binding. The record is from RefSeq and is a predicted model, not a curated record. Gene Ontology annotation, biological process: sperm axoneme assembly. NCBI's taxonomy places the organism in Eukaryota, Metazoa, Chordata, Actinopteri, Beloniformes, Adrianichthyidae. Gene Ontology annotation, cellular component: manchette; sperm midpiece.